Molecule: messenger RNA, 3633 nt
Organism: Helianthus annuus (common sunflower)
Lineage: Eukaryota; Viridiplantae; Streptophyta; Magnoliopsida; Asterales; Asteraceae
Product: phosphoenolpyruvate carboxylase 4
Exons: 19
Coding region: 530-3394 (954 amino acids)
Biological process (GO): tricarboxylic acid cycle; carbon fixation
Cellular component (GO): cytosol
Molecular function (GO): phosphoenolpyruvate carboxylase activity
Source: RefSeq, a predicted model, not a curated record
CCUACAUUUUCAUUCAUAUUCACUCAUUCUUUGUGAAUGUUCUGAUCCGAUGGCUACUCCGUAGUUCGAAUCGACGACCAGAAGACCUCCUAUCGGCGAUACAUCACCAUCGACGGAAGAUUCGUCGGAAUAUUCGUCUUCUAAAGCUACUCCGGCGUUCAAAUCGACGACGAUAAGAGCUCUGAUCGGCGAUUUAUCACUGUCGAUGGAAGAUUCACCGGAAUAUUCGUCUUUUAAAGCUACAUCGGCGUUCAAAUCCAAGACUAGAAGAGCUCCGAUCAGAGAUUCAUCACCGUUGACCGACGAAUCGCUGACGUCAUCGUCGUCUAAACGGUGAUUAGAGGAGGAGACGUUCCGUGGUGGUGGUGCAGUUAGGGUCGUUUCUAACGGUGAUUCGAGGAGGAGACGUUCCGUUUCGGUUGCUCGGCGUCAGAUUAGUGACAGGGAGAGCGCGUGUCUUAUAAGAGCAGCUGGGAUCGAGAACACUGCAGAGUUACUCGAGAAGCAGUUGGCUUCCGAAUUAUCAAAAAUGACAUUAGAAGAAGCCUUGAAGCUCGGUAGGGUCUUCAGUCAUUUUCUUAGUUUAAUGGGCAUUGCCGAAAACCAUCACAGGUCACGUAGGACUAAGAAUGUUGCACAAGUCGCAAAAUCUUGUGACGAUACUUUUAAUCAGUUGAUUCACAGUGGUCUUUCGCCAGAUAAACUAUACGACACCAUGUGCAACCAGGAGGUUGAGAUAGUCCUCACUGCACAUCCGACACAAAUUAACCGACGAACACUACAAUACAAGCACCUUAGAAUUUCUCAUCUUUUGGAGGUUAAUGACCGCAAAGAUCUUACGCAAGAAGAUCAAGACGGGCUAAUAGAAGAUCUGGUGAGAGAGAUCACUUCUAUAUGGCAGACAGAUGAACUUCGACGCCACAAACCAACGCCAGUAGACGAGGCUAGAUCGGGAUUAAACUAUAUCGAACAGUCCCUUUGGAAAGCAGUACCGCAAUACUUACGCCGAGUUAGCAAUGCUCUCAAAAAGCAUACCGGAAAGCCACUUCCUUUAACAUGCACACCGAUUAGAUUCGGAUCUUGGAUGGGGGGUGAUAGAGAUGGAAAUCCAAAUGUCACUGCAAAGGUGACAAAAGAUGUCUCGCUUUUAUCGAGGUGGAUGGCUAUUGAUCUUUACACACGCGAGGUUGAAAACCUUAGAUUCGAGCUUUCGAUGAACCAGUGUAGCGACAGACUGUCACAUUUGGUUCACGACAUUCUUCGAAAAGCCUCGGAGAAGUCUGAAGAGGAGCGGUACCAGAGUUGGAACCGCGGUCCGCAAAAGGGUCAUAAUGUUCAUGGCUUACCUUCACAACUGCCUGCCGGUGCCGAUGCACCUUCACAUACAGAUUGUUUCCUAGAAUGCAAUAAAGUGGAAUCUCAUUAUCCUCAACUAGACGUUCCUGGAUCCGAGUACAAGCGCCUGAUAGAGAAUGGAGAAGCUGCUUCAUCUUCAUAUUCAAGCAAAAACAAUCCGAAAUCACAAGGAAACACGAGUCCAUCUCAAACUUCACCACCGAAAGGAUCACAAGCCGGACGCGCGAGCUUCCAGAAGCUUCUAGAACCAAGAAUGCCAGCUCAGAAUUCUUCAAUUUCUCCUUAUAGAACCAUUCUUGGGGAUGUAAAAGAAAAGCUUAUGAACACGCGAAGUCGGUUAGAACAGCUUCUAGAAGGUCAUCCGUGUGACAUGGAUCCUAGUGAUUAUUAUGACACACCGAACCAGCUGUUGCAGCCACUCCUUCUGUUGUAUGAAUCUUUGCAAUCAUGUGGAUCAGGAAUUCUAGCUGAUGGCCGGCUCGCUGACUUGAUAAGAAGAGUUUCGGUUUUCGGGAUGGUUUUAAUGAAGAUCGAUCUACGUCAGGAAUCUGGUAGGCAUUCAGAGACUCUCGAUGCAGUUACCGGAUAUCUUGGCAUGGGAAAAUAUAGCGAAUGGGAUGAAGCUAAAAAACUCGAGUUUCUAUCAAAAGAACUAAAAGGAAAAAGGCCCCUUGUACCACCAACUAUUGAGGUUUCUCCCGAGGUUAAAGAAGUCCUCGACACAUUCAGAAUUGCCGCAGAGUUGGGAAGUGAUUCGUUAGGAGCAUAUGUGAUUUCCAUGGCCUCAAAUGCGAGCGAUGUUCUUGCUGUUGAGCUUCUACAAAAAGAUGCCCGUCUCGCGGUUGCUGGUGCGCAAGGCAGACCAUGUGUUGGUGGGAUAUUGCGAGUGGUGCCGUUGUUUGAAACUGUGGGUGAUUUGAGAGGAGCCGGGGAGGUGAUAAGGCGGUUAUUAUCGAUUGAUUGGUAUCGUGAUCAUAUCAAGAAGAAUCACAAUGGACACCAAGAGGUGAUGGUUGGAUACUCUGAUUCCGGUAAAGAUGCAGGGCGGUUUGCUGCCGCAUGGGAACUUUAUAAAGCUCAAGAAGAUGUUGUGGCUGCAUGCAAAGAGUUUGGUAUUAAAGUUACACUGUUUCAUGGUCGUGGCGGGAGCAUUGGUCGCGGUGGUGGUCCCACACAUCUUGCUAUUCAGUCCCAGCCACCUGGUUCCGUCAUGGGCACACUCCGAUCAACCGAACAGGGCGAAAUGGUACAAGCCAAAUUCGGGCUACCCGGAAUCGCGGUGCGGCAACUCGAAGUAUACACCACCGCUGUCCUUCUCGCCACCUUGAGCCCCCCAAAACCACCACGAGACCAAAACUGGCGCAACCUAAUGGAACAAAUCUCACAAAUCAGCUGCAAAAGCUAUCGAAACACCGUCUACGAAAACCCCGAGUUCCUAACCUACUUCGAAGAAGCCACCCCACAAGCCGAGCUUGGAAACUUAAACAUCGGCAGCCGUCCAACCCGCCGGAAAACCUCCGUCGGAAUUGGCCACCUCCGCGCCAUCCCAUGGAUCUUCGCCUGGACCCAAACCCGGUUCGUCCUCCCGGCUUGGCUCGGCGUCGGUGCCGGCUUAAAAGGCGUAUGCGAAAUGGGCCACGCCGAUGAACUCCGAGCCGCGUACAAAGAAUGGCCGUUUUUCCAAUCCACAUUAGAUUUGAUCGAAAUGGUGUUGGGUAAAGCGGAUAUUCCAAUCGUGAAACAUUACGACGAAGUGUUGGUAUCCGAGAGCAGGAGGGACUUAGGGGAGCAGUUAAGGAAUGAGUUAAUGGCGACCGAGAAAUUUGUGUUGGUUGUUACGGGUCAUGAGAAGCUUUACGGGAACAACAAGAGUUUGAAGAUGCUGAUUGAGAGUAGGUUUCCGUAUUUGAAUCCGUUGAAUAUGUUGCAAGUCGAGAUUUUGAAACGGUUGAGAAGUGAACCGGAGAAUCAUAAGCUUCGCGAUGCGUUGCUUAUUACUAUUAAUGGCAUUGCUGCCGGGAUGAGGAAUACCGGUUAAGGCUAAGCGUUAUGGAAUCGGGAGUGGGUUCCACGUUGGAUGGGGAUGAAGGGGAACACCGCGCCCCCUCCCUAAGUGCAGUUUGUUGCUGGAGACAAUGUUGUUGCAUAUAAUAUUUUUUUAUAUAAAUGUAAAUAAAAUGUGUUUGUUUUUUAUACAAUCUUUCUUUCUCAUUCAUGAUGAUUUGUGUAAAAGAUAUUACAUAUGGGAUUAAUUUUAGUGUGUAUAAAUUCAACAUA